AGCCUGGCGACCUGUGUGAAGCUAGCUCCUGUAUUAAGUCGUAUUUAUUAUUUCUUUUACGUUAUGUUGCGAAUGUAAAUAUUGUAUUUCUUAACCAGAGAGUAAUUUAUAUAAGCGCGAAUCUGCAGACGUGUGGAUAUGUUUUGGGAAUACUCUUUUAAAUGAAAGAAUGGAUUUAAAAAUGGACAAGCUAGGAUAAGUAUAGCACUAAUUUAAUACACCGUAACUCGUAGGAUACAUUGUGACGCAUUCAGGGACAGCAUUGACACUUGUGAAAUCGAUGCGUUCAAGUGUACCCCAAUGGUGCUUCGUGAAAAUGUAUUUGCAAAACAUUAGCACUUGACGUGCUAUUUCAAGAAUGGUAAUGGACAUUUUCUUUCCAGUCUAGUAUUCAAAUGGAAAAGCAACAAUGCACCGCACAGUCGUACACAGCAGGGGACACAACCAUACGAAAUAGAAAGAUUCACACCUUUAAAACUUCAUGUUCUGCUCCACUAAAUGAAAAAAAGGAUUCUGACUCGUCAAAAGAAUCAAAUGUGACACAUGGUGAGCGCUACCAUAGAAGAAGAAGAAGUUCCAGCAGUGAUGAACCCCCCAGCAGAAGCGGUUUGCUUUUAUUGGUGGCUGGACUCUCCUUUUCUACACGCCUCUACAAAAUAAAAGAGCCCCCUCAUGUGUGCUGGGAUGAGACACACUUCGGGAAGAUGGGAAGCUACUACAUCAACAGGACGUUCUUUUUCGACGUUCACCCUCCUCUUGGAAAGAUGCUGAUUGGACUAGCUGGUUACAUGAGUGGCUACGAUGGCACCUUUCCUUUCUCCAAGCCUGGAGAUAAAUAUGAACACCACAACUACUGGGGGAUGAGAGGGUUAUGUGCAGGGUUAGGCUCCUUUCUCCCCAUCUUUGCCUACCUCAUCGUGUUGGAGGUGUCUCAUUCUCACACUGCUGCUGUCAUCGCUGCUGCUCUGCUCAUAUUUGACACUGGCUGCAUCACUAUUUCCCAGUACAUUCUCUUGGACCCGAUACUCAUGUUCUUCAUCAUGGCAGCAGUACUGAGCAUGGUCAAGUUCAACCAACAACAAUACAGGCCUUUUUCCGCCCCCUGGUGGUUUUGGAUGGUACUAACUGGUGUCAAUCUUUCUGGAGCUCUCGGGGUGAAGUUUGUGGGCUUGUUUGUCAUCCUGCUGGUGGGACUGAAUACAGCGUCUGAUCUAUGGAGGCUUUUGGGUGAUCUGGACCUGAUGCUGGUGGACUUUGGGAAGCACCUCCUGGCUCGGGUCUUCGCGCUCAUCCUGCUUCCCGUUUUUCUCUAUGUUACAAUAUUUGCAGUUCACUUCGUUGUGCUAAACAAAAGUGGACCUGGAGAUGGUUUCUUCAGUUCCGCUUUCCAGUCUCGCCUCAUUGGGAACAACCUGCACAACGCAUCCAUGCCCGAGUACCUGGCAUAUGGCUCCACCAUCACGUUGAAAAACCUUCGCAUUGCUGGGGGCUAUUUGCACUCUCAUUGGCACUUAUACCCCGAGGGAGUGGGGGCGAAACAGCAGCAGGUUACAGCCUACUUGCACAAGGACUACAACAACCUGUGGCUGGUUCACAGGCAGAAUGAUACAAACUCUCAGUGGGGAGCGCCUGAUCUCGUCCGUCAUGGUGACGUCAUCAGAUUGGAACACAAAGAAACGACUCGUAACCUUCACAGUCACCUCCACGAGGCCCCGCUGACGAAGAAGCACUUCCAGGUUACAGGUUAUGGCAUGAACGGUACAGGUGACAACAACGACCUUUGGAGGGUUGAGGUGUGUGGAGGUCGCACAGGUGACCCGGUGAAGGUGCUGCGCAGCAAAGUUCGCUUUCUGCACAAAGCUACCGGUUGCGUGCUUUUCUCUUCUGGGAAAACCCUUCCCAAGUGGGGCUGGGAACAAGUGGAGGUCACGUGCAGUCCCUACUUGAAGGAGACUCUCAAUUCUCAGUGGAAUAUUGAAGAUCACAUCAAUCCCAAGUUGCCCAACAUCAGCUUGUCUGUGCUGAAGCCCCAUUUUCUUGAAAUCCUAAUGGAGUCCCACAUUGUUAUGAUACGAGGUAACAGCGGUUUGAAGCCUAAAGACAACGAGGUGACCUCCAAACCCUGGCACUGGCCUAUCAACUACCAGGGACUGAGGUUCUCCGGAGUGAAUGAAACCGAGUAUCGUGUCUACUUGCUUGGCAACCCUGUGGUGUGGUGGCUGAAUCUGGCAUGUUUGGGAUUGUAUCUGAUCCUGGUUGCAGUGACCUCGGUUGCCUUUCAAAGAGGUGUCAAUGUGAGCCAAAAAAGGAGAGAACUUUGUUUGGUGCUCACAAAAGGAGGAGGCCUCUUUUUCCUUGGUUGGCUCCUACACUACAUACCCUUCUACACAAUGGGCCGGGUUCUGUACUACCAUCACUAUUUUCCUGCUAUGCUGUUUAGCAGCAUGCUAACAGGAAUUACACUGGACUUCCUGUUGAAGAUGGCCGACCUCGUGCUCCCCGUGCUGUUUUGUGAGCACCUACAAAGAGUCUCGGAGGUGUUUAUUUUGUUAGUUAUUCUUUACAGUUUCUACCUGUUCCAUCCGCUCUCCUACGGCAUGACUGGACCUUUGGCACACGAACCUGGGAGCGCAAUGGCGAAAGUGAAGUGGAUGGAGGCCUGGGACUUUUGAAGAGUUUUACUUGAAAAUGACGCUAAACAUUUGUUACCAAAACAAUAAGGAGGUCAUUUGUUACACGAUCGUACUUGUAUUGAUAUUUUUUUUCAAGGUACAGUACCAUGUGUCCAAGUUGGUAGGAUCUCACUCAUGACCACCAACCUUCUUUAACUUGCAGUUUGUUUUCCAUAAUUUCUCAUGUUGUCAUAAUUAACAGUAUGUCAAGUGCCUCGAAACUGUGAAUCUAAAACACUUUAAUUUCUUUGGGAGUCAAUUUGACAGUAGCAUAUGUCUUAAACCAUUUCUUUAUGUCAGUAUUUGUAUCCAUUUUUCUAGUGACAUAGAAA
Doryrhamphus excisus (bluestripe pipefish) is the source of this 3004-nucleotide messenger RNA. It is a transcript of the gene pomt2, whose product is annotated as protein-O-mannosyltransferase 2. The record is from RefSeq and is a predicted model, not a curated record. NCBI's taxonomy places the organism in Eukaryota, Metazoa, Chordata, Actinopteri, Syngnathiformes, Syngnathidae. Gene Ontology annotation, molecular function: dolichyl-phosphate-mannose-protein mannosyltransferase activity. Gene Ontology annotation, biological process: protein O-linked glycosylation via mannose. Gene Ontology annotation, cellular component: endoplasmic reticulum; membrane.